CCUGCCAUCGAUCUGAGCGACGAACAGCUAAAGCGAUUUGAAGGACAAACUUCUGUCAGUUCAAGUUCAGCUGCUGAUCUCAACAAAUAUGAGUGGUCCGCGGUAAUUUCAGACAUCGUCGAUAUCGGCUUCUGAAAUAAACACAUCCGUCUUGGGCUUCAUGAGCAAACGCCUAGCAUCAUUUCAUGGCCCUUCUACGCCAACAUCAUCUCCCGUAUCACAAGUAAAGAAACCAGUCACGCCAGCAUCGCCAUCCAGGGCUUCCGAUGCGUCUAUUCAUCGAAAAUUUAGAACGUUACUCCACGAGUUACGCUCGAUCGCAAAUACAUGGGAUGACAUCGUCCUCGUCGACGGCUUAAAAACUGCGCGAACUCUAGUCGAUUCUCGUACCGAAUUGGAUAAUGCACUUGCCAUGGUUCCUGCUGGUACGCAGCCUGGGUCGAUCAUGGUUAGUCCGAAGGUUGAAGUGAUGGAUGAAUGUAUUACUCUGCUCGAUUCUGUUCUUAUGAAGCUCUCGAAGCUGUUGCGGAGAAUGAGCACCGUGCUCGAUAAUAUGGAGGCUCUGAUGUUUGAAGCGGAGAGGUUGAAGGGUUUUCAAUGGUGCCACGAGGAACCUCUGUGGGUUUCAUGGCCCAUCGAGAAAUUUGUGCUGUCUUUGUCUGAGCUGACAACUCCGUAUCAUCGGUCUCUCGCACUUCAUAAGGGACUAGUUGACACCUUGCGCAGUCAUACAGUGUCAUUCGAAGAUUCUCGGAAGGCUAUCAAUCAAUGGGUCGAGCAGCCUUUCCUCAGAGAUGACGGCUGGGACGCAAAAUGGGAGGAUCUUUGUGAAGCAGAGGUUGAAAAAUGGGACACAAGAUAAUACAGACAACUAGAGAAAGUAACAACACUCC
Suillus subalutaceus is the source of this 893-nucleotide messenger RNA. RefSeq lists its product as uncharacterized. The record is from RefSeq and is a predicted model, not a curated record. Bases 161 to 862 code for a protein of 233 amino acids. The transcript is spliced from 5 exons. NCBI's taxonomy places the organism in Eukaryota, Fungi, Basidiomycota, Agaricomycetes, Boletales, Suillaceae.